This is a messenger RNA of Ascochyta rabiei, 1239 nucleotides long. RefSeq lists its product as uncharacterized. The transcript has a single exon. The coding region runs from base 1 to 1239 and encodes 412 amino acids. The record is from RefSeq and is a predicted model, not a curated record. NCBI's taxonomy places the organism in Eukaryota, Fungi, Ascomycota, Dothideomycetes, Pleosporales, Didymellaceae.
AUGAUGGUGAUGGCGAGUGCAGACGAGGAGAAUUUCCCUCAUGUCGACCGCGAACUCGACCCCGACUCCGACGAUAGAUACGAUUCCGAAACACACCCUUCAAGCCCAUGUACUUCAAACUUAGACGCAAUCCAUGAGGACGAUGAAGUUUCAAACAAUGGGUUGGCAGAUAUUGUCGGCUACGAAGCACCCAAGUACUGCCAUGACCCUAACUUUGCAGGCCAUCCGGAGUGUCACAACCGCCAGAUAUCCGACACUCACGUGUUCCGUGUAGUCGAUGCAGCAGAAAAGUUACGGUUACGCUUUGCUGCAACGCACGAUGGCGGUGAUAGUAUCAAGCACUACCGCGACUGGCGCCGCUUGAAGUGGGAAUACGGCGAGACUAUGGUGCAUGGACAGUCUUCGCUGCGCACUGAAGUCCUGACCGAGGAUAAGGAGGAGGUGGAUGUUCACACGCAUGAACGAUCUAGCUGGGAUGCUGAUCAUGUGCAAACUCUCACUACGACCCAUGAGGAUUUCGUUGAGCACUAUUUGCUGCGACAGCGGGCACUGAGGAAACAGGCGGCGCAUGCAAAGCGGUCUCAUGUCGAUGCAGGUCAAGACUUGUUAUCUGCUGGUACCAUCACUGACGGUCCUGGGCUGCUUGAGACCAUUGCUCUCGAGGGGGAUGAGCUGUCUGUGGCCCCACUGACAGGAUCUAUGGCCAUUGAGAUAUGUCACCAUUCUGUGAGCACCUUGAUCGCUCGACGUUUCUGCGAUGAGAUGUCUCUGUGCAAUUCGGUAUCCUCAGAGCCUACUUUGGUUACCACCAAACCCUCCUACGAUAGCGCCUGGUCCAGCUACACAAGAACAACCAAUUUACUAGACGCUAAGGCUAAGAUCACCUCCUCUGCUGCCUUCAAUGACCAGGGUGCGGUAACCCUGCUACAUCGGAGUUCUCCAGCACCGGAGUUGUGCGACGAAACAACAGAACCUCAGCCGCAGGACACGGUCGAACCAAAUACUCACAAGACAGUCUUUACGGAAGAUCAAACCACUGGGUUUCCAAUGCGCGCAGAAGUCCAGAUACUGGAUGAUGGCUGUCGGAUUGAGGAUGUUCGCCAGUCCCUAGACAAGCACGACACACAAGAUCUGUACUCGACACUAUUCAACAACCUGCAUCCGAAGAAUCGCUGCCGACGCUGGAACCGCGAAACCAAAAACCUCAUCAAGAAACGACUCACAUUGCGAAGAAGCUAG